Messenger RNA from Nomia melanderi (Alkali bee), 687 nucleotides. RefSeq lists its product as uncharacterized. The record is from RefSeq and is a predicted model, not a curated record. NCBI's taxonomy places the organism in Eukaryota, Metazoa, Arthropoda, Insecta, Hymenoptera, Halictidae.
AUGUUAUUGGAGUCUGUUUUAUCCUGUUCGUAUUUGUUACUGACUUGUGGCAGCUGCAUUUAUACACUGAUAAAACACUCUUACGAUCAAUACCAUAAACUUCUUCCGCACGUUUUAUGUGCCUGCAACGGUAUUGUGAUGAUCGGCGCAAGGUCAUUAUUUGUUCUUGUGUAUAAACUAUUUUUUAAGGAAUAUGCUUUUGACCCAGUCAUUAUAGAGUUCGAAGAAAAGAAGAACAAAGGAAAAUGUAAUAUGUUAGACGAGAUUCUCGGCACUCUUGGUGUAACUAGUUUAAUAUAUUCUUCGUACUGUCAUCAUAAGUAUUACGUUCUUGGUGCAUGUAUUAUAACUAGUUUCACAAUUCUCGAUGUGGUCCAAUUAUCUCGGACGAGAACGACACAAUUACAAGAAUUGGAUACUCUGCAACUGAAUAUUAAUUCUUCUCAAAUAAUGCAUAUGUCAAGAACUACUAUACUUAUCGAGGUUCUUGUCAGUGGACAUUUUGCAUAUUUAGUAGGUAAUAGUUAUGCACUUAUGGCUACGUAUCCAUACUUCUUAACAACCUGGGCCCUAACGCCGGAGGGAUUUUAUCAGACUUGGACAAUAGAGCGAACGAUCAAUGAUUACAUGAUGAUGGCAUACGUAGUAUGUAUGGCGGAAGCACUUCGACAAAUAUCUAGACCAUGA